This is a messenger RNA of Batrachochytrium dendrobatidis JAM81, 2379 nucleotides long. RefSeq lists its product as uncharacterized. The transcript is spliced from 9 exons. Bases 1 to 2379 code for a protein of 792 amino acids. NCBI's taxonomy places the organism in Eukaryota, Fungi, Chytridiomycota, Chytridiomycetes, Rhizophydiales. Gene Ontology annotation, cellular component: nucleus; cytosol; cytoplasm. Gene Ontology annotation, biological process: protein phosphorylation. Gene Ontology annotation, molecular function: ATP binding; eukaryotic translation initiation factor 2alpha kinase activity. The record is from RefSeq and is a predicted model, not a curated record.
AUGAAGAUAACAACAGAUAAUAGCAAUGGCCACAAUGACACUGAUGGCCAUGAAAUGGUAUAUCCGCAGUCAUGGAGUAUUGUACUGCGCAAUAACGAAACCAGACAGUUGGUUCUAUACGACAAAGAAUCGCACACUGUUACAGUAAAGUCAUUGCAGUUGGUUCCACGAGAGCAACAGAUGCAUCGACAAUCGUUUUUUGAUUCGACUGCUGAAGAUACCAGCGGUAAUGGUAUGGAGCCUGGACCUACUCAUCGCGCGGUUGAUGGUAGAAGUUCUGAUGUAUCCACUUGUCCCUUGUGCAGACAACCACUCCAACACAAUAUAUCCAACACUCAACGACCGCCAGGUUCUGGAUCACAAACACAAUACACCGAUCCAUCAUCAUCAGACAAGUCGUUUAUCGAUGCCGACUAUUUCUGGAUGCUAUCACGACUAGAUCGACCAGCAAUUGAACCUCCAACUCGUGUCAUGACAAGACAAUCUAUUCAACCUAUUCCAAGAUUGGCAAAACCCAAUCUGUCGAUAUCGAAUACACCAGCAUUUACAGCAGAUGAUAUCCCGUUUUCUAGUUCUGCUUUUCCCGCAUCUCCAAUUUCAGGUUUGGACAAUACAGAAUCAAUCAAUGGGAUUGGAAUGCAGCGACAAAAAUCAAGUCAUUUAAAUAGCGACAGUUUCAACCAGGGAUAUUACGAUCGGUUUUUUGUCGAGGAAAAGAAACUGGGUCGUGGACAGCGUGGGAGUGUGUUUCUUUGUCAGCAUGUACUGGAUAAAGUUCCACUGGGUCAAUUUGCUGUCAAAGCCAUCCCAGUAGGCACUUCGCAUACAUGGCUUGUCCGAAUGCUCAAAGAAGUUCAUCUUCUUGAACGUUUGAAACACAUCAAUAUCAUUGAAUACAAGCAUGCCUGGCUCGAGUACCGCCAGCUCACGCUUUUUGGACCUUCGAUCCCGUGUCUGUUUAUUCUUAUGGAACUUGCAAAUGGAGGAAGUUUGGAAGAAUAUUUACAUAUACAAUGGGAUCCUAUGUCGUGCGAUGACAAGAGCAAGGAAAAUGAAACAAAUCACAAACAAAAAAUGUCAUUCAAGGCCAAAGUUGCUGCAAGACGAUUCCGACGCUCAAUUGGCUCGAGUCCACCAGGACGGAGCGAGUCAUUGGCUUCUGCCAUGAGUUCUAGUAAUUUGGACUGGAAUGGUACAGAGCACAACGAAAGCACGCAUACGUGGCCACCACAAUCAUUGUCAGAUUUGGCAUCGCAGCAGAUUGGUCAAACCCGAGACACGAGUGAUGAUGCCAGCACGUUUAUUCACGGUGGAAUUGGUGUUGGGUUGGAUGGCAAAAAAGUGAGAUAUUUGACUGAAAAAGUGAUCCGGAGUCUGUUUUUGGAUAUUUGUCAUGGACUGGAGCAUCUGCAUCGACACGGAAUCAUCCACAGAGAUCUGAAGCCUCCAAACUUACUGCUGCGAUAUGCAGACGAGCAUCGAAAUGGAAUUCCGCGAGUGCUUAUAUCCGAUUUUGGCGAAUGCGAAGUCAUAUCCGAUGCAAUGGAGCGUGAACGAACCGGAGCAACAGGAACACUCGAGUUUAUGCCUCCGGAACUGUUGCAUAAGGACGUUUGUGGACAGUAUUUACCCAACCACUCGCUCAAAGCAGAUAUAUGGUCAUUGGGGGUUGUUCUAUACUAUCUCUGUUACUCAUCGGUGCCAUAUGUACAAGUAGAUGAUGUGGAUCAACUCAAAGAAGACAUUAUAAACUUCAAGUCAGUCCGGUUUCCAGAAAGUGGCAAUCGCGUUCCAGAAGAUCUAAAGCAACUGAUAUGCCGAUUGAUGAAAACCGAUCCAGAUGCAAGACCUACUGUCGAUGAUAUUUUGAGACGAUAUGAACAAGAAAAUAUGCCAGCAGAAGACGAGACUCAGUCUGGUCGCAGGAAUUCUAUCAUGCCUCGGUUAUCUGCUCAUCACGGUGAUCUUCAAUGUGAUGCCGUCAAUGAAAGUCAAAAUCUCGUCAAUGUUCCAGACAUAACAAAAGUAGCCGAGGUAACAGAGGUAACAAAGUUACUACAAACCGUGUCUGAGCCAAACCAUGCAGCGAUACCGCCAGUUGGACUGAAUGACAUCACACGUGUAAAUCCAUCAUUACAAUCACCCACGACGAUCCAUGUUGGGUUAUGGAUUAUAGCCAAGGUUGGGACUGCAUCGUUGAUUUGUUUUCCCGAAUCGGUUCGAAUGGUUGCUCUCAACACUAUUAUAGCAUCGAUGCUGCUGGAUCUGUAUAUCAUUGGAAAUCCAAAGUUUAUGCGAUGGAUAGCAAUUCAAAUCAUGGCAGCAAUGAUUGGAUAUGCGUAUCUGACAGGAUACGGUUAUGGAGGAAUAUGUAUUUAA